AUGAGCGUGUCAAUGAAAUGGGGUGAAUCCGAGACGGAGACGGUACCGCUGGACUUGACCAUGAAGAAGGAGGAGAACUAUGCCGUCUCAGAGGCAGAGGUGGAACUCGAUGGACCAGGGAAAUUGACGGAGGACACGACACUAUUACAGUCGAUCGCUGAGAACGACGUUCAAUCGACGCCACUGGACUUGAGUGCCAGAAGAGCAUUGCCGUUGCAGUCACCGCCGCCACCGUCACCGCCAUCUAUGCCACAGCCGCAAUGCGGGCAUUACAAGACACCGGUUUCGCCGUCGCCAACGGAACACUUGGCACCACUGCAUGGGAUGUACUCCAACGCUGCCGCUUACCAGAACAAGGUAUCGUCCGCAGCCGUCCCUGAGUACAACACGUCUCCGCCUGUUCUUCCAACGUCCACGGCUAAUGAGUUUCACCAAAACAACCGAAUCCAACAGCAGCUGGAACAUCUGCACAUGCAACAGCAACAACUGCUCCAUCUUCAGAAUCAGCUCAAACUGCAGCAGCAGCUCCAGUUGCAGCUGCAUCAGCUCUGCAAUGGCCAGAAAAAGCUCCAGCUGCAGGCCGCGUACGGUGGUGUCCCGCUGAACCCUACGUCAUCUCCGUCCUCGUCCGUGUCCAACCACUUCCAGAGUCCAACUGCUGACGACCAUCACCAGCAGUGGGACCUAGACCCAGAUCACCGCCCCCACAUCGAGGCGUGCGCGACGGACGACGCGGACGUCGUGGACCCCGAAGAGGUGGCAGCCAUAUACAGACAGUCAGAAUUCUUGUCGCUACGCCAACGGUACAUGGAGAGCUUGAGACCACCGAGGAAUAUCAAUAAAAUCAGACGGUCCAACAACAACAACAACAACAACAACAACAACAACAACAACAACAACGAUGACAACAACAAUAGCAGCAACGACAACGACAACCACGGGUUGACGGCCGGGCAGCAGCAGAACGACCAGACGUCCGUCAUGAAGCGGAAGAGGAACAACGAGGCGGCAAGACGGUCGUGGGGCGCCAAGCGGCAGAAGUACUUCGAGAACCAGGUCAAGGUCAUGUACCUAAACAAGAAGGUGAACGAAAUGAAGGACAUCAAGAAACGGCUUCUAAAGGCCAACGGUAAUAUACUUGCCAAGUAG
Molecule: messenger RNA, 1149 nt
Organism: Metopolophium dirhodum (rose-grain aphid)
Lineage: Eukaryota; Metazoa; Arthropoda; Insecta; Hemiptera; Aphididae
Product: myb-like protein AA
Exons: 2
Coding region: 1-1149 (382 amino acids)
Biological process (GO): regulation of DNA-templated transcription
Molecular function (GO): DNA-binding transcription factor activity
Source: RefSeq, a predicted model, not a curated record